Messenger RNA from Thalassophryne amazonica, 8148 nucleotides. It is a transcript of the gene ciita, whose product is annotated as class II, major histocompatibility complex, transactivator. Lineage: Eukaryota; Metazoa; Chordata; Actinopteri; Batrachoidiformes; Batrachoididae. Gene Ontology annotation, molecular function: ATP hydrolysis activity; protein binding. The coding region runs from base 137 to 4312 and encodes 1391 amino acids. The record is from RefSeq and is a predicted model, not a curated record. The transcript is spliced from 23 exons. Gene Ontology annotation, biological process: inflammatory response; positive regulation of transcription by RNA polymerase II; positive regulation of MHC class II biosynthetic process.
CCAGCCAAGUGGUGCAUUGGUGGAAGUGAAGCGGCAGAUGAACAGGUGAUGAUGGCUGGAGAGUUUUGAGUGACUGACAGCAGAGACUGAAUGUGAAAUUUCCUGGUUCUGUGCUGGAGUGCAAGGUCAAAGGUCAAUGCUGAUGAUGUCGCAGCGACCAGCGAUGGACGAACGAGCUCUCCGUGAAAGUAUCCCAACAUGUGAUCAACAGCACAGAGUGACGUCGGAAGAAACGGAGAAUGAGGAUGAGAGGAAGAGGUGGGUGGAGCAGGUGGAGGAGGCAGAGAGGAGAACAGCAGACCUGCUGUGGCAGCACUGGGACCGAGGACAGACGGUCUUCCAACCCUUGGUGUCGACGGCAAAGACCAGAAAACCCAGUGAGACAAAAUGUGUUGUUACUGAUGCACGAGCGCCGAGGGCAUUAGAGAAUAGUGUGAGUUCAGAGGUCACAAAUGAAAUGUUAACCCUGAAUAUGGACCCUGAUCUUUUGAGCCCAUGUGGAUCUGGAGACGGGCAGGAUGACUUCUGUCAUAUGGACAUAAAGGAUGAUUGUGGUUUCUGGACAGUGGGUGGACAACACAUCGCUGAACUUGGACUCUCCUGUUUAGAAUCUCCUUCCACACAUCAGUCUUCUGAUCGUGUUGCACUGGACGGUUCAUCAAAGACAGAUAAUGAACACUGUACAUUAAGAGAUGACGUAGAGGGCAUGAUCGUGACCUCCUGCAGCGCCGACGGUGUGUACGAGUCCUUUGGGACGAAUCAGGAGGAUGCAUCCUGUAGUGCAAAGAUGCAGGAAAUGGAUUUGGAUCCAUUUCUGUGUCCUGACCUUGGAGAUCUAUCAGAUAUAGAUGAUUACCUGAAUGAGGAUGUUGAUCAGCUCCUGAUGAGUAUUCUAGAAGGGGGCCUCCUCUUCGAAGAAUUAGACAACAUCAAUGACGUUUCCAUGCCAACACCUCCUUCUAGCCCUGACAGAUGCCAACAGACAACAACAGAAACACCAAGACGCACAACACAUAACAGGAGAAGACGACCAUGUGUUCUCCACUCAGAAGAAUCUGAUGAUGAAAACAUGCCAUUGAAAGAAAAACGGCAAAAGGAAUCAGGGUACCAAAAUGACAAAGAGGUUGAUGAAGUCUUGGCAACAGCAACUUCAGACUCUGGUGCAGAAACGGAGCCAAGUCCUGCAGACGUCGGGGACGCGCCCACACCUCCACCCAGAAUCGUGCACCUUCAUCCCUCCAUCCAUUUCAUUACCGUCCCAGAUACUCCGGGAUGUCAGGUGGUCCAGACUAUGAGGCUCUCGCCUCCUCUCUUCACACUACCAACAUCACCAACAUACAUACUGGGUCCCAUCAUGUAUAUAAAGCAGGGAGGACAGCCCGUUAGUGUGGUUCCUGCUCCAUUGUCACCCUGCAGUGGUCAAGUUCCACCACUGUCCCCAGUGGAUGGCACUGUAGCACCAGUCCACAUGAGUUCAUCUCCACCAGGAUCUCUGUCAGAUACUGCAAGCAAAUCCUUGUCCAUCCCUGUUGACUCACCGCCGUCUCCCAGUAUUGAAACGAUGACUUGUAAAGAAUCACCUCUUCCUCAGUCUCCAUCAAUCCUUGAUUUACCGCAGAGUGUGAAGGACUACAUUCAAAGCGCCAAAGCUUACACGAGUCAAACCUGCCAGGAAAUGGAACCAGGGCUUAGUAUGGCUUCUCAUUAUGUGGAUAUGCGGGUUGUCCAGAGAGAAAGUCUUCAUUCAGGAAGAAACACAAACAAAUGCCUUAACAAAGAGCUUGUUGUCAUGGGAUACACAGAGCGGUUAAACAGCUCUUUGGAGUGUAGUCAGAUCUUUGAGUCCCUAAAUGGAGAAAAGCCCAAAAGAUACAUAUUGUUAUUUGGGAACACAGGCAUAGGAAAGUCUACACUGAUAAAGAAGUUGUGUCUUGAUUGGUCAAGAGACUGCAUCCCCCAGUUUGACUUCGUCUUUCUAUUGGAUGGCAAAGAACUCUGUCUAACCAAGCUGACUUUUAGCCUUCAGACCCUCCUGCUCAACUUGUCUUCAAUUGCUCCUUCUUGCAUGGAUCCUGAGUCAGUAUACAAUCAAGUCCUUGCAAACCCAAAGCGUGUGCUCAUCAUUUUUGAUGGGUUUGAAGACUUACGGGAAUAUGAACUUCUUCUCCAAAUGCCAGAAAAGCAUUUGGUGACAUCACUACUAAAUGACAGUAAGGUGCAGAUGUAUACUGUAAGACAACUGUACAUUGGUAUACUUCAGAGAAUCCUUCUUCCAGGAUGCACUCUUCUACUCUCGACCCGACCAAAAGGUCCUGCCGGUCUGCUACUCCGGCGUGCUGACAGACUCUUAGAAGUAUGUGGCUUCACCCAUAUGGAUAUAGAGACGUAUUUUUCACAGUACUUCACUGAUCCUUCCAUCAGAAGCUCUGCAAUGGACUGUUUAAAAGACUGCAGCUAUCUGCAUUGCCUGUGCUGGAACCCUGUGUUCUGCCAGAUGGUGUGCACAGUUAUUGGACAAUCUAAGUGCACAGGAGUCCUACCGAAAACUUUAACUGGGUUCUGCCACCAAGUACUUCUUAUGAAAAUCAAAGCAGAGUGUCAGAGCACAAAAACUGUAGACAAAGACCUGAGCCAAACGCCAAUGAGUCAAGAAGAGGAGACGCAUCAGAACAAAAUGAAAGCUCUGAGGCAGAAAAGGAGAGUGUGGAAAGUGAGAGAGAAGUCAGAGGCUGAAGUUGAAGGCGAUGAAGCAGGGGGAAUAAAGGAGACACAGCUGCUGUCCAAACUCAGUUCUUUGGCCUGGGCGGGAGUCAAACGUAACACAUCCAUCCUCCCUGCUGGUUCAGUAGUACCUGACAGAGUUAAAAGAUUUGGCCUCAGGACAGGGAUCUUCCUCACUCAUCGCCUGAGAGCAAGGCAGGAGGGGGUGGGAGUCAAGAGAAAGGACACGGAGGAAAUGGUGACAACACAUGAAGGAAGCGAAAAUAGUCCCAGCAAUGACAUUUUGUUUUGGGCAAGCCCCUUCUUUCAGAGUUACCUGGCAGGAGUUCAUCUAUCUCUGUCAAGAACUAUCUCACACCGGAACUUCCUCCAGACGCUUUCUCAGAAUUCUGGGCAAAAGGGAAGUCAUCGACCUCAUCGGAAGGAGCUUGAGCUGACACACCGGUUUGCGGUCGGCCUCCUGUUCCAUGACAGAGCAGAGCAGCGGACACUUUAUACAGAUACAUGCAUCAGUGAUAUGGUGGCUGCCAAGCAAGUUUCAGUGAUAAAACACCUCCAGGGUCUUUCCCACUGUGACCUCAGUCCUACACAAGUCCUGGAGGCAUGCCACUAUGUUUAUGAGGCAAGCAUCAUGGACAGUGACAGUGUACAGUUGGUCAAUCACUUGGCAGAAAACCUCCCAGAGACCCUGAUGUUUCGUGGACUUCCACUCAGUCCCCCAGAUGUGCUUGCUGUGCAGAAUGUUCUGGAAAGGGGUAAUGCUGCAGGCAGAAGGUUCAGUUUGGAUCUGGAGGACUCUGGGAUACAGAUCUCAGGACUCAAAGCUCUUAUGGGGCUCGGCAACAUCAACACAUACAGGGCUUGCAUUGCUGAUGUCAUCACUUUGUGGGAGGAACUAGACAAAAAUGGUGAACAAGGGCUCCUAGUAGAGGCAGUGUCCAAGUUCAAGAUCAACCCUCUGAAAGCCACACGGGUGUGUCACAUCGAUUACUUGGCAAAGCUGGUGAAGAUACACCUGAGCAGGAGACUGUCUGACAGCCAAUCACAUUCUGUCCUGUCAGAGGGAUUGCCAGCUGUCACAGAACUUCACAAGCUUGAAUUUGAACUUGGUCCAGAAAAAGGUCCUCUGGCUCUUCUGACGCUGUGGGAGCUGCUUCCAGGUCUCCAUAAUCUACAGCACCUCGAUCUAGAAAACAAUAAGGUUGGAGACAAAGGAGUGGAAGAACUGGCUGAGUCUUUCAUGUUGCUGAGAUCUCUGGAGAUCCUGAAUUUGUCUCAGAACUGUAUUGGAGACAAAGGUGUGAAGACGCUGACGAGUGCACUGACAACUGCAUCCAGGCUGCACUGUCUCAGUUUGUGCAGUAACGUGAUCAGUGAUGAUGGAGCCUUGAGUUUAGCAGCUGUGCUCCCUUGCAUGACAUCGCUCACAGACCUGGAUGUGACAUUUAAUAGACUAACAGAUGUUGGAGCUCAGCAUUUGGGAGCCAGUUUGAAAAACUGUCCACAGAUGAAAAGUUUGAGGAUGUGGAACCAGUGUAUUCCAUAUGGAGUAUAUGAGCGGCUUCAACAGCAGGAUCAUCGAAUCCUCUGACACGCUGAUCCCUGGAGCGUCACAGCGGGUUGUGCAUGUUUACACUACAUAGAGCGCUUCGCUAAAAUAUUCGUAGCUCCUCUGUAUUUUUUGAGGGUUGUGAACAAAAUGCACCAAACCUCAGCAGAGCAUUGCUUUGCUGCUUUACUUUGAAGCAGAUUUGAAGUCCAACUAUGAAAGAGAUAAAUCCUCCCCUUACCAAAAAAUAGUACUGAUAAGUAUAUAAAAAGUAAACUAGAAGUAUACUUGAAACAUACUUGCAUAUACUACUUUUUGGUAAGGGUCAGCAUCACGUCCGCAGGUAUUUGCACUCAGACUUUUGUUUGCUUUUUUUACUGUACAGGUUGUGAUGACGUUUUGUGAAGUUUUUUUGCAGUCUGAACUCAUCUGAAACAUGUUCUGUAGUUAUUUUUUUCUGUUGCUGUAAAUAAUAUUCUGCGGAGCAACCAUCUUUUUUUUGUCAGUUUCAAAGAAAUCAAAAUAGUCUUUUUCAACACUUGUUUUGUCACUAGUUCGUUGAAUUCAUCAGGUUUUAUUCCACCAUUAACAUCAUUUCACUUCCCUCAGGUUUCUGUUCUGCUUUUUGUUGUGAACGUUUGUAUUUGUUGACACCUCUGCAUAGUUAUUACAGCGUACUUCAUAUUUUAGCACUUUUUCAUUUUCAUUCACGCAAACAGAGUUUGCAUGAUUUUGAUAUAUUUGGAAAAGAGGAUGUUUCGGUUUGACAGACAACAUUCAUUACCAAGCUUCAUUACCACCACAAUAAUUUUCAUCCAAGUUGCUCAUUUAUUUGCAGAGGAGGUCAAAGGGCAAACAAUUUCUCUGUUACCUCAAUUUUUAUUUUAUCUCAUUCCUCAUUAGAAGCACUAUUUUUCUUAUGACAUCACAAAGCUGUGAUGGGGAUCAAAGUUAGUGUGACUGCCCACUGUUGGAUGGUGGUAGUCAGUGUUUGGGCAUUGUUGCUGUGGUGUAAGUACGUACUUUGCAAGUCAACCUUCUAGUGAUGCUGCGGUGUGAUGUCAGACUUUAUCCACCUGGCCUCCUACACCACAGAUAUGCAACAGUUGAGUUUUAUUUUAAGUUCUCGCAGCUAUGUGACCGUUUUUAGAAAAAGAGGAUAUGAAAAUGACACCUACAGAAAAAACUGGUCUUUAUGGUAAAUCAACUUGAGUCACAUUGAUGAACCUCAGAUUUGUGAUCCUAUACGUAGUGGAAAGUGAAUUUCAUUUGGCUUGUGUUUACGUGAAACACGUAAACACAAUGCCAAAUAAAAGGAUCUGAUGCUGAUGUGUUUCCAUAGAAACCAUAAGUAUAGUUUGAGGAACAAAGUUCAGGAAGAGAUUUUUUUUUUUUAUGCCUUGUGACUUAGUCACAACCGAAGUCAGUAGUUGAUUUUAUUUAUUGAUAAUCUGAAUGAACUUGAAUAAUGUAAAAUGAAUAAUGUUUUUUUUCAUGAAUACUCCACCUGUAAGUCAAGUGUGCUGAGCCAAUCAGGAGCCAGGAAACACCAGACAUAACGAAUCAGCUGUGGUUGCAGCAGGUAGACAUGGAAAACACGUAUUGGAGCCGCCCAGCAGGAGCGGGGUCUGUGACUCCUGGUGGAGCACUCAGACAGCAGAAAUGUAUCCCAUCCAGGGAUACGGAUUUUAAGACACGAGUUAGAUCAUUUUUUGGCCAGCAAAAACAAACAAAAAAACAACAACAAAGAAACUACUUUGCUUUCUAUUUUAAAAACAGAACUUAAUGAACAAUGAAAAUAAGGAACAUUGCCUGCGGUCUUAAAUGGAAAAAUAAAAUAAAACAAGAUGUCCAAUUUUUUUACAUAACAGUUUGAACUAAAAUACUUUGUUGUAUUAAAUUACAAUGUGAAAAGUAUCCAUGACUCCAUGUAAAUGGGUAACGCAGGAAGGGCGUCCUGCAUGUUGAAUGUAGGUCCACUUCAGGUCUGCUGUGACGACCUCAAGUGAAAACAAGGGCUUCCUUACGAAGACUAUCCAUGAAUAAAAAAGUAGCCUUUGUAAAAAUCCUGUGGCUUAGGAACGAGUCUGCAAGAGUUAGAGAACUUGGCUGAGGAUAGGGAAGUGUGGGUAGACUUUACCUGCAUGCCAAACCAUUGGGGGGGGGGGGUCUCUCCGUACAGAUGAGAGCUUAACUAUGAUGUGUUAUUCAUUGAGUGAGUGAGUGACCCUAACCCAGCCAGCUUGUGUAGGUAAUAACUCUAAAACAAUAAAUAUCAUCAUCUUGUAAUUUAGCAUAUCAAUCGAACAUGAAAUAAGGAGAAACCGUGUUACAUCUGGUGAGCUCUGAUGCACCAGAUCCAUAAAAAAAAAAAAAAAAACACAACACUGGUUUGACAUGUCUGUCAUCUGGUGCAUGCUUAAUACAUGCUGGACAGAAAAACAGGAACCAAUGCAAAUGAGCAUAUAUGUAACUUGUCUGAAAAUUGGAUGCUACUAACACUGUCCAUCUUUGGAACUAGUGAUCGAUGGCUGAUGUUGCUUUUUAAGCGUGGGGUGGCCAAUACAUAUUGCUGCAGCUUAUCCCAGCCUAUCCCAGCAGUCAUAGGGUGUGAGGCGGGGUACACCCUGGACAUGAUGCCAAUCUAUCUCAGGGUCAGAUUCUGCUGAAAUUUGUAAUUAAAUGAAUUACUUCAUGUAGAAUAAUAAUGUGUGGGGUGGCACUGUUGCCUCACAGCAAGAAGGUGGUGGGAUCGCUUCCCACCUGGUCCUUUCUGUCUGGAGUUUGCAUGAUCUCCACGUUUGCAUGGGUUCCCUCUGAGUGUGUCGGCUUCCUCCCACUACCAAAGACUUGCAGGUUAGCUGGAUUUUAAAGUUUAAAUUGACUGUAGGUGUCAAUGAGUUUGUCCUUUUAUACUGUUAUGACAAAAAGGUCAUUUGACAAAUGUCAAAAAAUGAAGCACUGUACAUUUUCUCUAAAUGAAAGUCUAAAUUAUUUAUGUGCCUAGUCUCGUAUUUUUUAUUUGUGUGUGCAUCUACACUUUGACUGCGUUUGCUGACUUUACCGCUUUGUAAAUAUUUUUCUACUUACUGUGCAUGUUUAUGUAUAAUUACUGUAAAUAUGUUGUGUUUUGAUUCUAUUCAGGUUUUAAAAAUGUGUCCAAAUGCUGCUGUCAUAAUCGGCAUAAGAAUGCCCUCUGGUGGUCAAAAUGUGAUAUGACCUAUAACAUAUGUUUCUUCUGCUACAAACAGAAAAUGUGUCAGAAUUGUCAUUGUUUAUUUCAAAAUAAAAGCCGUGGCUUAUUACAGUGUGUGCGUUGUGUCUGCACAAAAACAUGAAAACCCUCCGACAAUAACGUGACGACUCGUCAGCGUGAUGAACUGAGAGGCGAGAACCGAUCUCGACCAAUAUGGCGCGAGAUCAGAUUAAUCAAAAACACAAUUAGUUCAGCAUUUCAACAGCAAAUUUUACACCUGACUCAACAAAUCACAGCCUCAGCAUUUAGUCCAUGAGGGGGGGGGGGGGGGGGGGGGGGGGAAUCAUGGGCAGGUAACGCCCACUCCCACAAAUGUGACAUUUACAACUGAAAAAGUGAUUUAUUCAAUUAUUUGUUUAUCAUACCGCUAUUUAUUUUUUUUUCCAAUUAAUCAUUUUAGUCUGUACAUCUGCAAAAAUUCAAAUUGCUCAAUUACUCAAAAUACUCAGUUACAGAAUACAAAUUCUAUACACUUCAGAAAAUUCUGCUUUAUAAAUAAAAUCAUUAAAACAAUUAGUCAAAUUUUGCAUUCAUAAUUCCAUAAAAUUAUUAUCUCUAUCUUAUUUGUACAUCCAUUUGUUAUUGCUGCCAAUAAUAUUUAAUGAAAUCUAAAUAACAAAAA